This is a messenger RNA of Pseudozyma flocculosa PF-1, 1614 nucleotides long. RefSeq lists its product as uncharacterized. The record is from RefSeq and is a predicted model, not a curated record. The transcript has a single exon. Bases 1 to 1614 code for a protein of 537 amino acids. Gene Ontology annotation, molecular function: protein binding. Gene Ontology annotation, cellular component: U5 snRNP. NCBI's taxonomy places the organism in Eukaryota, Fungi, Basidiomycota, Ustilaginomycetes, Ustilaginales, Ustilaginaceae.
AUGUCGGCGAUCGGAAAGCGAAAGGCCCACCCCGUCAACCCUGCAGCCCGCCUGUCGCACGAUAUGGCAGACCCCUCAUCAUCGUCCCUCCCAUCCAAACGGCACAGAUCUGGCGAUGUCGCGCGCGACGCAGCAUCCAGCGGCACGUUGGUCCACGACACCAUCGAAGAUGACCCAGAGCUAGAGGAGCAGGACCGCAAGCGCAACCAGCAGGGCAGAAAGGGCCGCCUCAUCACCUCGGGUUACGAAUCGGAAUCCUCCGACGAAGACGACGGCGCCACCCACAGGAGAAGGGCCGAGCGCAAGGCCAAGACCGCAGACGACAACGAUGACGACGGAGACGACAUGUUUGCGGCAAACUCGGACCACGAGGGCGGCGGCGGCGACGAAAGCGACAAGCACAAGCCUCGUCAGCGCUUCCUCCAGCUCGGAGAGAUUGAAGGUCAGGAAUUCGCGUCCAGGUCCCGCGACAAGGACCAGGACAGCGGCAGGGAGGACAACGGCGACGACGAAGACGACGAGCAGGAUCCUGACCUGGAGCUCGAGGAGUCCGAAGACGAAGACGACGAUGCCGUCGGCGACGGGGCAAUGGACCUCAACGCACGGAGCGAAAAGACGCCGCCCACCUCGCCAGGCGGCACCCCGCUGCGCGCCGCAGAGAUGAGCCGCAAAAGAAAAGCCGAGGCCGGCAAAAGCGGAAAGCGAGGCAGCGCCGUCAGGAUCACCGGCUUCAACAUGAAGGAAGAAAUGCAGACGGGCAAGUUUGACGAGGAGGGCAACUACAUCGAGAACGCCAAGGACCCGCACGCCGAUCACGACGUCUGGCUAGCGGGCAAUUACUCGCGCAGCAAGAUCCGAGCCGCAAGAGAGGCGCAACAGAAGCGGGAGCGCGAGCUACAAGAAAAGGAGGCAAAAGCCGACGAAGAAGACAACGACGAAGACGACGUCAAGAAGCGCCUGGUCGAGCACAUGCGCAGGGCCGAGACGGUCCUCGGUACGCUGCAGCGGCUCGGCAAGGAGGCCAAGAAGGACAAGGGCCCAAAGGCGCAACGGCGCGGGAUCAAGCAGAGGCGAUUCAACAGCUCCAACAGCGAUCGCGCAGCGGCCGACGACAACGACAUGGACGUCGACGCGGCAGCAGCCAAGGCCGAGGCCAAACCGCAGGCCGUCCUCGACCUCGAAGUCGUGACCCACCUCUCGUCGGUCCUCAUGUCCCGAUUUGGUCAGAUGGACAUCUACGAGCAAACCUACGAGGGCCUGCUGCGCGAUGUGAGGAAAUCCGGUCUCGUUCGAGGCACCUUCGACCCUGCCUCGCGCUUCGACGAGCCGUCUGCAUCAGCCGGCGCCUGUCCCGGCAUGUCAGAGGCCGAGGCAGCGGAGCCUUCCGCACAACGGUGGGAGUACCGGUGGUCACCGUCGUACCUGGCUGCGGCGGCUCAAUCUUCCGGCGGUUCCGUCGCACCAGACAUCGAGAUCUUUGGACCUUUUCCCAAGGCAGACAUCAAGGGCUGGGCUGGGGCAGGCUAUUUCGGAGACAACGGCGAGCGCGUCCUGCUCAGGCUAGCUGGAUCAAGAGACGCCUGGAGAACAUAUGCCGAAUGUAUGGCCUCGUGA